UAUAUGCCUUUUUAAAUAUGGCUUAAGUGCUGAUUGACAUUCAAAAAAAUGUUUACAUUAUUGCGUUUGUCUUAUACGCAUCACUGAAAAUUCAAUAGGCCGAAGUUUUCAGAUGGCUAGACCUCGUUUAAAGUGUCUAGCAGUUUAAUUGCGUUUGAUCGUCACCCUUCGUGUCACAUUAUUGACACCUCGCCGAUUGUGCAAUAUUCCGAAGAACACCUCAGUCAACUGGUAAGGUUGAAGUAUUUAGCGUACGCUAAGGCUCCACCGGAAGGCGGGGGGAGGAUAGUGUAAAUAGAUGAGUCUUACAUAUAAGUGGUCAUGAAGUCUGGAGUGUCAUUCAUUAGUGAUUUUUGGGAGUGAAAAGAAUUAAAAAUGAUUUUGAAAAGUAUCGUAAUUGUCGUAACUUGCGUCGUUGCAGAAAUAUAUACCGCGCCGGCCGACAUCCCACCGGAAAAGUUGCAACCCACUGUUAUUCCGAUAGUUGCACAGUCGGAUGAGUUAGAACCCAACGGAACAUAUAAAUUCAGUUACGAGACAGGCAAUGGCAUAAUUCGGGAAGAAACUGCUUACGAGAAAGUGUUACCCGGGGAACGUGAAGCUAGUAGCAGUGAAGGUGGCGAAGAUGAUGAUGGAAACAGCAAUGAAAUUCACGUGCAGCGUGGCUCCUACUCAUAUACAGCACCUGAUGGCACUCUCAUUAGUGUGAGUUACAUUGCUGAUGAAAACGGAUUCCGACCAAUUGGUAAUCAUCUUCCAAGGUCGCCAGUAUCAUUUGGUUUAGUUCCAAGUAUAAAACCUGCUGAUAAAUCAGGCCGUGCCCUAAAAGUAGCUGACAGUUCAAAAUCUGCUUCAACUCCAGUCAAAGCUAAGCCUGUUGAUAAACCUACUGAGCCAACUAAUGAUAAAAUAAAUCCAGAAUCUGUAGCUAUCGCUGCAACAGAUGAAGUAAAGACAGAAGACAACACUAAACCUGAAGUAGCACCCGUUACAGAAGCUGAACAAGUCAAGACCGAAUCUAUUACUUUGGCAUCCAGUGAAGAAGAAUCUCCUUCAACUCCUAUUACUGAAAAAAUAGAGGCCCCAUCUACAACCUCUCCAAUUGCGGAAGAGGAGAAAACUGAAACAGAUGUUACAACCACUGAGCAAGCUGCCGAAGCUAUUCCAUUGUCAACAGGAGCCGAACAAGCAACUACAGAACAAGCUACUACCGAGACAGUAGUUAGCACAACGGAAGGUAUAGAAGAAAAAUCAGGGAGUAUAGAUGUGAGUACCGAAGCAGCUUCAACGCCAGCAUCUGCUCUGUCAACAACUGAAUCUGAGCAGCUUUCUACCGCUUCAGUAGAGCAAGCUUCUACUUCUGUACCAGAAUCAACAACUUCUAGUGAAGUAUCUGAACCGCCAUCUUCUACUUCAGCUCCUGAGUCAACGAGUACCACUGAAGUCGUCGGACAAUCAACAUCUACGGAAACUGUUGAUCAGUCUCCUUCGGAAGAGACUGGGACCUCUUCAGCAAAUGCCACUGAAUCUACUACAACUGAACAAUCAAGCUCUACGACCACAGCUUAAUAGAUUAUUUAAAAACUCAAAUUCAUUGAGCAGUUUAAUAAUUAUUUGAAAUUAUUGUUGUUUUCAUUUUUGUAUAUACUCAAAGGUAUAGGUGUACAAAGCUGUGAGAUUUAUUAUAAAUUCAAUAUAUGUAUGGGUAUUAAAUCUACCAAUGAAUGUGAUACGAUACAAAUAAAGUCUAUAAUAUAAUUAUGACAAAACGACUAAG
This is a messenger RNA of Bicyclus anynana (squinting bush brown), 1777 nucleotides long. RefSeq lists its product as uncharacterized. Gene Ontology annotation, cellular component: chitin-based extracellular matrix. Gene Ontology annotation, molecular function: structural constituent of chitin-based larval cuticle. NCBI's taxonomy places the organism in Eukaryota, Metazoa, Arthropoda, Insecta, Lepidoptera, Nymphalidae. The transcript is spliced from 3 exons. Bases 376 to 1569 code for a protein of 397 amino acids. The record is from RefSeq and is a predicted model, not a curated record.